AUGGAUGACAAACGCCAGUGUUCGCUUGCCAAGGAAAUCCAGGAGGCUGAAGAAGUUAUCAAAAAGCUUCGGGAGUUCGAUCGGUCUCUGGCCAGUGAAAUAAGUGACCGUAAUAUGCUUCAUUCUACAUCUUCAACGCAUCUUUUAACUAAACUCACUGAAGGGUUAGAAACCUUCCUAGGUUUCGAUUCAGAGACCAAAGGCUACACUGGCAAGGGCAUUGUGUACUCGGACCUUGACAGGCUCUGCGACGGGGUGAUGGCGUUCUUGCACGGGGUGCUAGAGACUGUUAAGGGGGAUGAGAGUGUUAAGAAAUAUGAUAAUUAUCUUAAUACAAAUGAGAAAUUGAAUGAUGUCCUUCAACAUCUCCACUCUUCCAUUGGCCAGGGACGCAGUGUCUUUGGUACGCAGGUUGGAAAGGUGAAUGACAGGACUACAGGAGUGUCAUAUGAAUUAGGUAAAUAUGUUCAAGAUGUUUCAAGACAACAAGACAAGCCCCUCAAGGAGCAACUGACCAAGUGGACCAAGACAGUCACUGACAUUAAUAAUCACAUUAACAACAACAUAAUCACUAAUGCUAAUAAAUUAGACCCCGCACUUAGCGAUAAGAUAACGCGUCAAAUUGAGCCCGUGCAGAAGGUGGUGGCGCAGUUGGGGAGGGUGGCGAAAAAUGAUGCUGUCAUCCAGCAAGCCAAGUUGGUGGAUGAUCAGUUGCUUAUGCAGAAAGAGCAAAUUAAGCAUGAGAUCAAAGAAAACACUCGUGUAGUUUUCAAGACACUGAAUGAACAGUUGAGAAAAAUCAAUGAAGAAAUUGAAAGCCUAAGGUUAAAAAGGAUAAAUCAAUUUGGUAAUAUAAGGAGGGCUAUAAAGGAUUCUGCGGAUUUUAUGGAAGCUUAUAAUCAUGAGUAUAAAGACAAGAUCACAGAGAAAUUUGAAGAGAUUAAGACAGAAAUUAAGGAUGCCUAUACUAACAUAGCCACCAAAAAAGCGGAGCUUGACGGAUUUGUUAACAGUGCUUGGAAGGAGUAUACGGUGCUGAAAGAGAGUGUUGGCCAGAAUACGGCACAGCUAAAGACCGGCGCAAUAGGGAAUUGGGAUAAACUGAAGGAGGAAAUUAGGAACCUCGUAUUUCGUCAGAUAUAUGGGCACGGUGCAACUGAUGGAAUAAAAGGGAUUGUAAGCGGUAUCGGGACGUAUGCUAGUGGCUUCAGUGGGAAGACAGCGUUUGGAAGAUUAAUUGGAGAGUGGGUAAAUGAGAUAGUGGAUAAAGAACCGAUGAAGGGGUAUAUUACGGCAUAUGUUACCAAAAACAACGAUAAAAAUAAAUUUAGCGGUAACCUAAGUGGCGGUAGUGUAGAUGAGAUGAUCUCCCAUAUGACAUCGAUAGUUCAGGAUAAGAUUGCCGCUGAGUUGAAGGGUAUCAGACCUAUUUCACCACUUGGUAACAAUAGUACUGUGGAUGGCGAUUUGUCGGAUAUUGUACAAUUUCUUACUAAGUUCUCUGGAGAAGUAAUGGAUAAGGAGGAUGAUAUCCUAUUCGCGAUUGAACAAGAGUUGAAAGAUAAUGGUAACUUUUCUUUGCAACAACCCUCAGAUGACGUUGCGAAAAAAGAUCUUGAGAAGGCUCUUAAAACCACACUAACUGCUGUCGCCUCCACCGCCAAGCAACUCUCUGCUCAACUGGACAAAUUCACCUCAACGUCUAAAAUUGCUAACCUGACGCAGGCAAUAAAGGAUGUUACCUCAAUCCCCGGGAAACUUGAAGACGAUGGGUCACUUGGUAAUAGUAUAACUGAAGCGUUAAAAACCGUUAAAUCUAAGAUUGAGGAGCUUGAUAAAUUACUACUGGAGCAGACAGAUGACCAGCAAGGGUCUAUUAUCAAGAAACUCGGAGAAAUUCAAACGGAUGUUAAUACGUUCUAUGACAUUGUGAAAGAAACGAGCAACGGGAAGAUUAACGAAAAGAAAAAGGCGGCAGAAUAUAAAAUGGAACAGUUGAGGAAAGCGCUAGAAAAUAACUUCAAUUACAUUCGAGAGUACGUUGAGCAAGCUGAGGAAGUACUGACGCAUACUGCUGACGCCGUUUACCAAGCUGUUGUUAAGACUGAAGAGGAGGUUAAAAAAGGCAUCACUAAACUCAAAACAUCCCUCCUCUCCCAAGUCGAAGAAUCAUUCUCCACCCUCACAAAUUCCAUCCGCUCCCUCUUCUCCGCCUCCCACGCCGCCGACCUCCAGGCCCUGCGCGCGCUCGUCGACGAGCAACUGCGGGAAGUGCAAACAAUAAUCGCGCGGGACGCAGUCACGGGCGUGAAGGGGAUGAUCAAUAAAAUGUACGGAAAAGAUGGCAAGAAUAUUAAGCUUAUUGUAGAUGCUUUAACUAAGCAAACUUCGCCGUCUCCUAAAGGCAGUCCAGCUGCAACGACUUCGCCAACCAAAGACGAAAUUAAAAAAUUCAUAUUCAAUUUCAUGUAUUUCGCUGAUCCACUGCUACAGUACACUGAAGGCCAUGUAAAAGAUUAUUCACAAGAUAAAAAUAAUCCUCUUCCCACUGAACAGUCCCUCCAAGUGAGAGGCAUCCAAAAUGCGUCUGACACUCUACUUAAAUAUCUUGGUAAAUUUAGCGAUGAACAUAAUGCACAUGACCCUAAAAAUAAACGUGUUUUUAUAUUCGAUGAUAAAUUCUCCGAUUUACUCUCCUCCCUUUCCUCCUCCAUCUCCUCCCUCUCCCCCUCCACGUUCGCCGGCUUCCACAACCCGCUUCUCCUCGACGCCCUCAGGCGCGGCAUGACGCAAUUCACCCAGCAACUCGGACACGCGUACGUGAACAAGUACAGUGGUCAAAAACGUGCGGAUGACUGGGUGGUUAAAAACACUAAAAAAGAUACCGAUCCUUCUCAACCCGAACAAGUCCUUUCCGCUGAGGGCCGCAACUGCGCCAAGGUCUGCCUGACCAUACUGGAGACGGUGAGUGAGGACUUGGCAUAUUUGAAAGAAAAAUGUAAUACUACAAAUGGCCCUUGGAAACAUAACAAAAUAUGCGAAACAGACGAAAAUAAGACCAAUAAACUCGGACUUUUUUUCAAGAAUCGUGGCUUCACCAUUCCCAGUGGUGAGGGUUCCAAGCAAGAUGGACAGUUGAGAUGUAAAGGCGAUAUGACAGGUGGGCAUAUUUGUCAAAAGCUGCUUGAAAAGGAAAUUGAUAACGCCGACCGAAAUGAUCAUCUCAAGGCGUGCAAGCCAAAUAAAAAGACAGAUAAGUUUAAUGUUCUCGACAUUCUCACAUGUCUCCGCAGCCACCUUCAUCAAUAUUUCAGUGUUGGCCACAUCUCUUCAUUCGCCGCCAAAAAGUCACCGUGCUCCGUUUACGAGAUGCUUACAUGGUGCUGCGGCUUACAGUUCAAUUCUUCUUACCAGAAGAUGCAGCAGCAUUACAAGACGGUCCUUGAGAAAAAGAAAGAAAAGGAAGAGAAAGAAAAGAACAAGCAGAAAACACCGGAGCAACUGAAAGACGAACAAGAAGAAAAAGAAAAGGAUGCGUAUUUGGACAGUAUAAUGUCCACACUGGCUGUGCGUGGUUUGCCAUACCUAUCUGGCAACUCACGUAACAUCCUCACUACUAUCCUUGGCACCGGUGAUGAACACACACUGUACGCCUCCGACUUUAGCAACAAUUACCUUAAUUUGAGUUACCCCUCUUCCGGGGAAGCUUGUUUAGAUACAUUGCUUGACAUAUUACGUAGAAUGUUUCCCGUAUGUAGAUUCUUAUAUAGCCAAUGUAAUAGUCUGUCAUCCGACUUUGGUUGGGCCGGCUGCCAAUAUGGUAAGCAGGUCAAACACGCUAACUGGCAGUGCGAUAAGCAUAUUGCUGAUAAGGAAUCCGAGUGCGUUCCCAGGUCACCGCUUAUGUCGUACUUUACUGACAGUCUUCCCGGUCACCUGCCUCACCAACUAGAGUCUGUUGGUUGUACUUACAAGUGUGCCAUGUGCCCCAAAUCCAAGCCCGGGCAGCCAUGUUUAACGCCACUCGGCUUCAGAGGUUUCUCUGGAAGUACGCGCCUGGGCAAAGAGCUAUGUAACGUGCUAACCAAAAUGCUCGAUGACGCUGACCUCAGAUCCCUAUUCUGCCUUAAACCGAAAACGCCGGCUACGCUACCAGAGCACUUCGGUUUUGUGUUGUCACUUGUUAAGGAUUGGCAACUAGGCUUAUCCACAAACAAGAGUGGUCUAAAAUCAGAUUUCGAAGCAACAAUAGACCGCACGUCUAUUCACCUUUAUGAACAUCCUAAUAAACUAACAGACGCACUUCGUGACGCAUAUGGCAGCAGUCAGAGUUAUCAUGAUUCUACCAAACAUGCGAGUAAACCUGUUAAAGACACAGAUGAUGAACCUUCAAAGGCCGACGUGUCCAGUCUAUGUAUGACUAUUACAUGCCCUGGUGAGCAAUGUGCUCCUUAUAUGUCAUCGCUAUGCGGAGACUUCUACAUCUGUCUGCCAUUUAAGCAUUCCAGCACUUACCUCUCCUGGGCCAUAUACCUCCCAUGGACAUUCUGGGAUCUACUGAACAAUCUCUACAAUGCGUUCUGCUCUAUUACUUGUGCAGAUUGGGGCUGCCGUGGUUGUCUCAGAGGAGACAAGUGCAAGAGUGGCAAGCAUGGUGUCAUUGAAGAUGAGAAGAAACAAGACGCCGUCUGUCAGUGUGAAUCUAUAGUAUCCUGCAGAGGCGUGGCGCCGACGCUCUACCAGUAUGGAUUCACAUUCGGCGAGGCGUCGACGUUGAAUAGUGGUAGCGCAGCGAAGAAGUGUAAGGAUUUCUGUAGUCAGUUGAAGAAUGUGCUGCAGUCAGAAUAUUUCCAGAAGCUGUUCAAGGAAUGUGACAAUUUCCUAAAAGAAAUUAGAUGGCCAUUUAUGCUGACACUGUUAUCCCUCUGGUCGCUCUCGCUCCUCUACCUGCUGCACAUCGCCGUCGUCCGCCUCGACGUCCUGAGGAUACGCUCCCACCUGAGAUCACCCUCAUCGCACCGCAUCGCCGCGCAGUCCCUCCUCGCCGCCGCACGCGUCAGGGCACUCGCCAACGUCAAGUACUUCUCACCAUAA
Babesia ovata is the source of this 5094-nucleotide messenger RNA. RefSeq lists its product as uncharacterized. The transcript is spliced from 3 exons. The coding region runs from base 1 to 5094 and encodes 1697 amino acids. NCBI's taxonomy places the organism in Eukaryota, Apicomplexa, Aconoidasida, Piroplasmida, Babesiidae. The record is from RefSeq and is a predicted model, not a curated record.